This is a messenger RNA of Tribolium castaneum (red flour beetle), 1521 nucleotides long. It is a transcript of the gene Arr2, whose product is annotated as Arrestin 2. NCBI's taxonomy places the organism in Eukaryota, Metazoa, Arthropoda, Insecta, Coleoptera, Tenebrionidae. Gene Ontology annotation, molecular function: G protein-coupled receptor binding. The coding region runs from base 33 to 1235 and encodes 400 amino acids. Gene Ontology annotation, cellular component: cytoplasm. Gene Ontology annotation, biological process: G protein-coupled receptor internalization; signal transduction. The record is from RefSeq and is marked validated. The transcript is spliced from 2 exons.
ACCAAUCGCAAACCAACAAGUGUCCCAAUCAAAUGGUUGUUGCCGUCAAAGUCUUCAAAAAGACCACACCGAAUGGUAAAGUCACCGUCUACUUAAGCAAACGUGACUUCAUCGACUACUUGGACCACGUCGACCCCAUCGAUGGCGUCAUCGUCGUGGAGGAUGGCUACCUCCAAGGCCGCAAGAUCUACGGCCAGGUGGUCACCACCUACCGCUACGGUCGCGAAGAGGACGAAGUCAUGGGGCUGAAGUUCAGCAAGGAGAUGGUCAUAGCUCAGGACCAAAUCGCCCCCGCGAAAAAAUCCCCAGACCUGACCCCCGUCCAGGAAAAACUCGUCAAAAAAAUGGGAACAACAGCCUAUCCCUUCAUUUUCAAAUUCCCGGAGAUGGCCCCCAGCUCCGUCACCCUCCAGCCUGGCGAAGACGACCAAGGCAAACCCCUGGGAGUGGAGUACUUCGUCAAGAUCUACGUGGCGGCCAACGAGGAGGACAAGGGCCACAAGAGGAGCACCGUCACUCUGGCCAUCAAAAAACUGCAAAUGUUGUCACAGCCGAGAAUAAUCACGCGAUUGCCAAGUUCCGUCGUCUCCAAAGGCUUCACCUUCUCGAGCGGGAAGAUCAACCUGGAGGUGACCCUAGACCGCGAGAUCUACUACCACGGGGAGCAGAUCGGUGCCAACAUCACCAUUUCAAACAACUCGAGGAAAUCGGUGCGGAACAUCAAGGUCUAUGCCGUGCAACAUUGCGAAGUUACGAUGGUCAAUGCCCAGUUUUCUAAAUACGUGGCCAGUCUGGAGACGAGAGAAGGGUGUCCCAUAACCCCAGGCACCAGUUUCACCAAGACCAUCUACCUGGUGCCGCUCGCGUCGAGCAACAAAGACCGGCGCGGCAUCGCCCUCGACGGCCGCCUCCGCGACGACGACGUCAACCUGGCCAGCUCCACGCUCGUGCCCGACGGCAAAUGCCCCAUCGACGCCAUCGGUAUCGUCAUUUCCUACUCCAUGCGAGUGAAACUCGACUGUGGGACACUGGGUGGUGAGCUCGUCACCGACGUCCCCUUCAAACUGCUCCACCCAGGACCUGGUGCUAUCGAAAAGGAGAAACCGAAAACCUUCAAGAAGAUGCGAUCCAUGGAAAAGGCCCGUUAUGCAAAUUCGUACGAGCACGACGACGACGACAACAUCGUCUUCGAGGACUUCGCACGCUUCAGACUCAGUCGUGAUGGAAUCGAAUAAACGAAAAACACCAAAAAAAUAGCAAAACACAAAAACCCAAAAAAUCAAACUUAAACGAGCAACGUUGGUGAUUCUGCCAGAAGUGGAUACGUUUUAUUUUAGGAGCUACGCGAAAUUCAUUCAGCUAUUUUUGUUUGAUUUUUAGUGUUUUAGACAAUCAGAACUGGAAGAAUUAUGCAUAAUUUGUUUUUUUCUGACUGAUGUACGCGCGUAUUGUUUCCGUAACGUAAUUAAUGUUUUAGUUAGAGUUUAGAGUUGUAAAUGCAUGCAAAAAAAUAAAUAAAAA